Athene cunicularia (burrowing owl) is the source of this 2164-nucleotide messenger RNA. RefSeq names its product dual specificity phosphatase 6 (gene DUSP6). The transcript is spliced from 3 exons. Gene Ontology annotation, molecular function: protein tyrosine/threonine phosphatase activity; MAP kinase tyrosine/serine/threonine phosphatase activity. The record is from RefSeq and is a predicted model, not a curated record. Gene Ontology annotation, cellular component: cytoplasm; cytosol. The coding region runs from base 1 to 942 and encodes 313 amino acids. Gene Ontology annotation, biological process: regulation of heart growth; protein dephosphorylation; positive regulation of apoptotic process. NCBI's taxonomy places the organism in Eukaryota, Metazoa, Chordata, Aves, Strigiformes, Strigidae.
AUGUUGGCGACGGGAUUAGCAUUUAGGCCAGGCUUCUCCCGGUUUAUUUUUGCUCCUCGCUUUGCACUUCCGCGUUUACUAACCCGCACCUUAGCGCAACCCUGCUCCACCCGGUGCCACCCGGCCUCAGUCGGCUUGCCAUCUUAUAUCAGGUUGUAUUUCUACACACACCCCCCCCCUUUGCUUUCCUCCCCAGGUGGUUUUAGCAAGUUCCAGGCCGAGUUCGCCCUGCACUGCGAAACUAACCUAGACAGUUCGUGUAGCAGCAGUUCUCCUCCUUUGCCAGUCCUGGGCUUGGGAGGCCUCCGAAUCAGCUCUGAUUCCUCAUCAGACAUUGAAUCUGACAUUGACAGAGACCCCAACAGUGCCACCGACUCCGAUGGCAGCCCUCUCUCCAACAACCAGCCUUCCUUCCCGGUGGAGAUUUUACCCUACCUCUACUUAGGCUGUGCCAAGGACUCCACUAAUCUGGACGUUUUAGAAGAGUUUGGCAUUAAGUACAUAUUGAAUGUUACCCCCAACCUGCCUAAUCUCUUUGAAAACGCCGGCGAAUUCAAGUACAAACAGAUCCCGAUCUCAGACCACUGGAGCCAAAAUCUGUCUCAGUUCUUCCCGGAGGCCAUCUCCUUUAUAGAUGAAGCACGGGGGAAGAACUGCGGCGUCCUGGUGCAUUGCUUAGCAGGGAUCAGCCGCUCAGUCACCGUGACGGUGGCCUACCUCAUGCAGAAGCUCAACCUGUCCAUGAACGAUGCCUACGAUAUUGUCAAGAUGAAGAAGUCUAACAUUUCACCCAACUUCAACUUCAUGGGUCAGCUGCUAGACUUUGAGCGGACUCUGGGGCUGAGCAGCCCCUGUGACAACCGAGUGCCAAACCAGCAGCUGUACUUCACCACCCCUUCCAACCAGAACGUCUUCCAGGUGGAUUCCCUGCAGUCCACGUGAGCUCCCACUGCCUCCCUUCUGUUUGUUUCAUGGGAUCACUCCUCAAUGGUUUCUCUUUGGCAGUGAUAAAGAAAACGCAGCUUUCUCUUUUUCUGGCCUCUGCUAUCAAAAAGCAGCUGCCAGUGCAGGCUAGGAAAGGUUUACACAGUAUGGAAUCGGCUAUUGCGAAGGGAGGGAACAUGGUGAGCUCUCUGGGAAGGACCGUGGUGACCGGGUGGCAGGUGGGCAGCACGCUCAUCCCUGCUUGCGGAGUGGCUUGGGUGUCCGAGGACUUCCCCGGGGGGUAGGGUAAGGCGGGACAGGCUGGGCACGUCUUCUCUAGAGGACUGCAACUGUCCUGCUUUCCUCUCUGCUUUCGGAUCUGUGACACACAUCUUUGUCUUCAGUGAAGACUAGUUAUUUUUGUUUGUUUGUCUGUUUUAAUUUAGAGGAGCCAAAGAAAGAGAUUUCAGCUUAGUGUAUUUGGAGUACUUGUUUGCUGGGAGCUCGGUAGUAUCCUACUUGAUCAGUGUAAAUAUUUAAUCUUAAAUCGAUUUGCAAUUUUUUUGAAUUCACAUGUAUUCAAGAAAUCAAUCCAAGGGACAUCUGUGUUUUUGUUUUCUUCAUAAAUUCUGCUUUUAUUUGUUUGUGGGGUUUUUUUUAAUUGCAAAGAAUAUAUUUGCAGCAUGCUUAAUUUUACUGUUCAGCUGAAGCAAGCUUUCCAUGAGGGAGAAAUGGCAAUGGUGAGAAGUUUUCAAAUCAUGUUUUGUGAGCGAGUACAGUCUCUUCUUUCGUAUAUCUUUCUUUUCCUUGUGGUGAUUUUCUUUUUUUCUCAUGCUCUUGAUGUAGUUUCCAUAUUAUAUAUAUAUAUAUUUUUAAAUUAAAUUAAUUUUUUGCCUUACCUUUUGUAAAUAGAUCAUCUGGGAGGAAGUUUGUCUUUGAAUGCAAAAGAGUUUUUGAUCACUUUUUAAAACUUUCGGAUGUGCUAAACAGUGCAUUACCUCUGUACAAAUUCUUCAGGGAGCUUCACCUCAAAUGCAAUAUUUUGCGUCUUUUUUUUUUUUUUGUAUAAAACUGGAAGUAUGUGCGAACAUUUAUACCUGUGUGUACACACAGUGAACAUGCACAUGGUUGCCAAUAAGGGAGAGUCUAAUUCACAGUGUAAAGGUUUGAAGAUUGAAUUUAUUAUAAGAAUGUAAAACCUUAAAUUAUUAAUAAAUAAAUAACUAUUUUUGGCUAUUGA